Messenger RNA from Pseudogymnoascus destructans, 465 nucleotides. RefSeq lists its product as uncharacterized. The record is from RefSeq and is a predicted model, not a curated record. The coding region runs from base 1 to 309 and encodes 102 amino acids. The transcript has a single exon. NCBI's taxonomy places the organism in Eukaryota, Fungi, Ascomycota, Leotiomycetes, Thelebolales, Thelebolaceae.
AUGAUCAAAGACACAGGAUGCAGCCUUUUGGAAGGCCCGAGGCGAUUUCAGAAAUCGACCAACCGUUUCGCGUUUCCAGGAAGCCGCUGUCGUGAUCGCAGACACAGGAUGCGGCCUGUUGGAAGGCCAGAGGCAGAUUUCAGAAAUCGACCAACAGUUUCCCGUGGAAGUUUCCAUGAAGCCGUUGUCGUGACCAAAGACACAGGAUCCGGCCUUUUGAGAGGCCCGAGGCAGAUUUGGGAUAUCGACCAACCAUCCCCCGUUUCCAGGCAGACAUCACAAUCGACCAACCGUCCCCCGUUUCCAUGAAGCUGUCGCCGUGAUCAAAGACACAGGAUGCGGCCUUUGGAAAAGCCCGAGACAGGAUUGGGAAAUCAACCAAGCAUCCCCCGUUUCCACGAAGCUGUUGUCGUGAUCCCAGACAAAAGGCCACUUCAGCAGCUGCUACACUCGCGAGUGUAGCAG